AUUGGAUUUGGUGUUUCAAAAUCAGUCGAUCUCCGAAGCCUUUUCCGGUGAGGAGUCAUCUUUUUGUGGCGAAAUCUCUCAGCCGAUCUUUGUUGGCAGCCGUAUUUCACCGUUGAUUCUCGAAAUUCCUCUGAGUCGAGCAAUACCCAAGAACCUCUUCAAUCAAAUCAAUCCACCGUCCUCCUCGCCUGAGUUAUAUCCCCAAAAAUCGAAGCUUUUCUUCCAUAACACAACCAACCUGCUUUGUAGUGAACAUGUCAGAAUAUGAUAAUGUGGUUGUUGGGAAGCUGAAGCUCAAGGGAAAGGCUCUGGAUGUGAAAGCUGGUGGUAUGAAGAAAAAGAAGAAACACAAGAAGCUUCUUCAAGAACAGAAGUCUGUAAUCACAGAAGAUGAUCUUUCAGCUGGUGGUGGAAGUAGAGAAUUGACAAUCAAUCCUGAUGAGGAUGAAAUCAAUGAUAGCAUCAGCAACAGCAAAUUGAGUGAAGAGGGAAAGACUGCUACUUAUGAUCAUAAUCUGACAGCUGCUGAAAAAAGAUACAUAGAACAAAGAGAGAGAAUAGAUAACCAUAAAUUGGCCAAGACUGCUAACAAAUCUCACCGUGAUAGGAUUCAGGAUUUCAAUCAGUAUCUUGCAAACAUGAGUGAGCAUUAUGACAUCCCUAAAGUUGGUCCAGGUUAACUAAUCAAGCCAAGCCUAUCAUUCGUGUCAUGUCUUUCUCAACAAUGUCUUUGUUUACCAAUAUUGUUGGGCAGAUUAUGCAACUUUUAUGUAUUUCUUCUGUUCUGUUCUGGGACUCAAUGAUUGUUUUCUGUUCUAUUGUGAGAUGUUUAUGUGGUCUAACCACAGGUGGUGACAAGUUUGAUACACAACUACAUGUUUAACUGUACUAAAAUCUAUUCAAACUUGUAUAAUAUACUAGAUCAUUUUAAUGCA
Molecule: messenger RNA, 935 nt
Organism: Humulus lupulus (European hop)
Lineage: Eukaryota; Viridiplantae; Streptophyta; Magnoliopsida; Rosales; Cannabaceae
Exons: 3
Coding region: 255-680 (141 amino acids)
Cellular component (GO): nucleolus
Source: RefSeq, a predicted model, not a curated record